UCCGCUCUCUGCGUGUUGCUGCUACGUGAAAUUUAUGGACGUUAUGGAAGAUGUCUGUGUUUAAAGGAGCAAUGAUAACUGCGUCAAAGUCAAGAAUAAUAAUCCUUGCGAGGGCAUCUACUCUCCUAAACAACCUCGGCGUUAGGCAGGAGCUUUACCGGCUUCCUGAAAGCUCCCAGCCGCUUUACAUAGCGGGGCAGCGGUGCUUUAGCAACGCCUCCAUCCGGAAGAAGUCUGGGGAGCCGAGUCCAUCAGAAGAUAAGGUUCACCUCACAGAGUCAUGUGUGAAGAGGCUAUCAGAAAUCAUGGAGAAGGGUGAGUACCUGAGAAUACAAGUGGAGGGAGGUGGUUGCUCUGGAUUCCAGUAUAAGUUUUCUGUAGAUCGCAACAAGAAUGAAGAGGACAGAGUUUUUGAGCAGGGGGGAGUGGGCAUCAUCGUUGACCAGGAGAGUCUGGAGUUUGUGAAGGGAUCCACUGUGGAUUUCAGUCAGGAGUUGAUCCGCUCCACCUUCCAGGUCUUGAAGAACCCCCAGGCAGAUCAUGGCUGCUCCUGUGGCAGCUCGUUUUCUGUGAAAGUAUGAUUGAUGCUUCAGCACUGUGUAAUACUUUAGUUCAGUAGUUUAUUAGGUGGAUAUCUAGAACAAAAUGAUCAUGAUAAACGAGGAGAGACUAAAGUGUCAGAAAGAAAACUUUAACUUGUGGGGGGGGGGGGGAAUCAGCAUUUUUUUUUCCAAUGGUGACACUGUUUGUCAGACGGGAAGCUGUAUCAUCAUUUACAACUCAUUUCAUUAUGCAGUUCUGUUGCAAAUAUGCUACUUUGUGUCAGUCAAAGAGAGGGUCAGUGGGUAGUGAUGAUGGAAUGUGUUAAAUUUCCCUCAACAGAUCUUACUGUUACAUUACCACUGUGUCUCUCUACCAAAAGGCUACUAAAAUUUUAUCAGAUUUUUAUCGUAAAAUGGUAUCGCCUAGGAAAGCAACAGAGGCGCAAGGUCAUUUUCAGGUGCAGACAGAUUAACAGAAAGCUGUUUGUUUGUAAUCUAAGGUGGAUUAUGCACUUUAGUUUCAUUAGCUUUAAUAGUUGAUGCAAAUACUACAUGUUCACCUAAUAAUCUAGCAAGUAAAGGUAUUAUAUUUAGCCAGAAUCAGUUCACUUUAAGCAACUCUGAAGCUGAAUGAUUUGCCAACUUUGGUGUUUUUUUUCUUUGAUUUUGUGAAAACGAGGUAAAGUUAAUGAGAUGUAUUCUUUAUUCAGUGUGCGUUUUGAAGACAUGUACAAGCAACUGAUGUUUUCCAACAGAACAAAACUCUUCAGUGUAAAUGAUGUAAAUAAGUUAUAACUAUCAGUUUAAUUUAUGAAGUUUGAGCUGGAAUAAAUGAGUGUACCUAUUAAAUGC
Poecilia latipinna (sailfin molly) is the source of this 1394-nucleotide messenger RNA. RefSeq names its product iron-sulfur cluster assembly 2 (gene isca2). Bases 51 to 581 code for a protein of 176 amino acids. The transcript is spliced from 4 exons. NCBI's taxonomy places the organism in Eukaryota, Metazoa, Chordata, Actinopteri, Cyprinodontiformes, Poeciliidae. Gene Ontology annotation, biological process: iron-sulfur cluster assembly. The record is from RefSeq and is a predicted model, not a curated record. Gene Ontology annotation, cellular component: mitochondrion. Gene Ontology annotation, molecular function: 2 iron, 2 sulfur cluster binding; iron ion binding; 4 iron, 4 sulfur cluster binding.